Durusdinium trenchii is the source of this 1331-nucleotide messenger RNA. Lineage: Eukaryota; Dinophyceae; Suessiales; Symbiodiniaceae. The record is from the annotation of a GenBank genome assembly.
AUGGCGGUGACGCCCUUUCGCGCAAAGGCUGAGGAGCGAGCCAAGCUCAAGGCCAAUGAGUCUGAGAGCCCUGAACCUCCCAGCAAGCGAGUGUGCAACACAUAUGAGAAGCAGCUUGCCAAGCUGCCGAAAGGUGACCUUCAAACCGUGAAGGACAUGGGUUCAGGAACAGACCUGCUGGACUACGUGUCUUCGUUCAGGGGGGAGUCUUCUGGCGCUCAUCCAGCAUCAUUGAUCAGUGAGCUCUACGGCGCUUCGGAGCAUUCAAACAUGCUGCACUGCCAGCAGAUUGAGGGGUGGUACGCAGAGUACGCAAACACAGUGAGGAAUAUGCCCUACCUCUACAAGAAGCCUUCGCAGGUGGAUGCGAAAGAUGUCGACACCAUCCUGUACUUUGACUGCCCCAAGCUUGGGGUCCUUUCACAGGCUGAGAUCAACAUGGUGGGUGACAUGAGCGAGAAGGUUUUGGGCAAGAACCCCACUCGAUCUGUCUUGGUUCUGAUCCCUCCGAAGCUGGAAGAUAAGCUCCUGGCUUCACGCAUCGAGAUGAGGGCAUUCACGCUCAAUCUCGAUUUGAGUGAGAUCCACGGCAACCGAGAUUUGCCAAGCGCAUUCAUCUGCUACUUGGGAGUUUGUGAUGCAACAUUACCCCUCAAGGGCACGGCCCACCGAAGCAUCAGAGGUGACCGCAAGAGCUUUUAUGCUGCUGUUGUGGUGAAUCCGACCACCUACGAUGGCUGUCUUGAGUUGGCCGGAGUCAAGGGAGGCUACACGGUGCUUGCAAGUUCCGGCUACCACCCGGCUUACACCUGCAGCAAAGAGCUGGUCAAGACCCAUCUGCAGUUCCUCCAAGACUUCGACCGGGACUGGGGGGUGGCAAUUCCAUCAUCCUCACCUCAGAAGCCGGCUUCAACUCCAACUCCAGAGAAGACUCUGGCCAAGCAGGAGGUGAAGGAGACCUCGGAAGAGUUUUGGGCCAAGCAUUUCAAGGAGGAUCCCAAGACAGUGGACGCCUUGAAGAGCAAGUUCGGAGAUGACAUCACUGAAAUGGCAGGCGCUGAUCAAGCCUCUUCCCUGAUCCUCACUCCUGGACCGCAGCUGUACAUCGCUGCAAAGGACGCCACGUGUCUUCAACUGUCGGCUACUGUGCCGCUGAUCUCACAUGGCGCAGGGACGUGGUUGCUCGGGGCCAAGGCGGACAAGUUCAAGUCCGAGAAUCCCAACAAGGGAAUACCAUGCUCAUGGAGCAGUGAUGAGGUGCCUGUCAUUGUCGAGGAGAUUGCUUUUGCUUGCUUGAAAGUUGAAAGAUUUCCCAAUCAACUUUCUACAAG